CUGGCCAAAGACUGAGAUCUUUCCAUGACUAUCAGUCACAUGAUCACUUACAGCCACAGAUGCAAUUGGGAGAUUUUGAAUUUGUUAAUAGGGGUCGUGGGCAGAGGUCGAGACCUUUCAAUGAUCACCAACCUCGCAAUGACUUGCAAACAGAGAUGCAACCAAAAGAUUAUGAUAAUAAAGGUCCUGGACAAAGGCGUAGACCUUUUCAUGACCAUCAGCCUUAUGAUGACUUACAGGAACAGACUCAGUUAAAAGAUUCUGAUUAUGUUAAUAAAGGGCAUGGACAAAGGCCAAGACCUUUUCAUGAUCAUCCAAGUCAUGAUGACUUGCCACGUGAAUGGUGUUCAGACAGAAGUCAAUCUUUCUCUUCCCAUGAAAAUGUACCAGAACCUCAUUUCUCCUCAUCUCCUUCACUUCACAGAGAUUAUGGGUCUGAUAAUGAUGACUUUAACAGAAGUUAUAGUAAUCGACCAAGUUGUCCCGAAGACAAUAGGAGACCAAGUUGUCCUGAAGACAAUAGGAGAAUGCAUCCCUCAGGUGAAUUUAAUAGAGGAAAAAACAGAUUUGCACCAUAUUCUUCACGAACAAUGCAUCCAUCUUCAUCUGUGCACCAAGAAGAUAGUUCAAUAGACUAUGAAAGAAAACCUUUUCAAGGUGAAACUACCAGAGAGAUGGAACAAUGUAAAAGAUUACCAGUUGUAACAGUUGAUUACAAUUAUGGUCUGCCAUUAGACUAUGGACCUGAAGAAGAAGAGAGAACACAAUAUGAUUUACCUCCAAGAGACCGCUACAACUGGAACUGAAUAAAUAGGACAGUGUUUGCUCAGCUUAGACCUACCCAUUUUACUUUGUAUGGGGACCAAUUUUUUUUUUU
Egretta garzetta (little egret) is the source of this 877-nucleotide messenger RNA. RefSeq lists its product as uncharacterized. The record is from RefSeq and is a predicted model, not a curated record. Bases 60 to 806 code for a protein of 248 amino acids. The transcript has 3 exons. Lineage: Eukaryota; Metazoa; Chordata; Aves; Pelecaniformes; Ardeidae.